AUGGCCGAUUUUUUUAUCUUAAAUGAAGAAAUUUUAAAGUUGCAAGAUUCUUGUUAUUUCUUUCCGAACGAAGUAUCAAUAAACGACUUAGAUGAGAUAGAAAUUGAUAAGUUAUUGAAUGAUGCUGUUGAUAUAAUAAGCGAAAAUCCAUUUGCAAUAACUAAUGAAGAAUUAUUUGAUACUAUGCGUAGUUUCGUAAAAAAUGUUAAUUCAUUAAAACCCACCAUAUUAAAUCGUGUACUCGAUAUAAUCAUAUCAGGUUUCCAAAGCGAAUAUACAAAUACGUCAAAUGAUUUAGAUUUCGAUGAUGAAGAAACUUAUAGUGAUCAUCAAAUUGCCUUGGAAAUGUAUGGAUUUUUGCUGUUCUGGUUUAUUACUAAUGCAGAGCGUAAAGCAACAUCUAAAAGUAAUGCGAGUGGAGAAACAAUUACAUCAGGUGGAACAGCAAGUAAAAGAAAGACAAAGAGAACAAGACAGACCAGAUCCAAAGUCUCUUCAAAUAAUAAUGAAGAUUGGGAUUGGUCUACACAAAAGCAAGAAGCCUUAGAUUUAAUGAUAAAAGUUUUGGAACCUAGAAUCAAAAAAAUUUGGGAUUCAACUCAUGAAAUAGAAAUCUUUGUUAGUUUAUUUACAAAUUCUGCAUAUCGAAUGUUGGAAAAUAUUACGACGAUUAAAACUUCUUCCAUAAAAACACGCGUUUAUACUGUCCUUUCAAUAUGUGUCAAAGAAUAUAAUCACGCAUUUGGUGCACAAACUACUAUAAUUCAGAAUUUACAAUAUUAUGAACAUCUAUCCGAACCUAUGGCAGAAUUUCUUCAAGUUCUUGUUCAGCAACAUGAUCAUACACAAUUAGUGGAAAGUACAUUAAUAGAAAUAAGCGAUAAGGAAUUUAAUAGUCAAGAUACUAUUGGUCCAAAAUCAUUUUCGAAAUUUCUUAUUAAACUAUCUGCCCUAGUUCCAAAAGUAGUGGUCAAACAAAUUGUACUUCUUCGUAAACAUCUAGAAAGUGACUCUCAUACUAUGCGUUGUGGAUUAAUUGAAGUAAUAGGAAACCUUAUCAUAGAUUUAGCACAACAGGAAGAGAAUGCACCAAAUAAUAUGCAUCAAGUUAAUGGAUUCUUUGACGUUCUUGACGAACGCUUUCUUGAUCUUAGUUCUUAUUGUCGUUUAAGAGUAUUACAAGUAUAUUUCAGGAUUUGUGAUUUAAGUGUCAAAUUCCCAAAACGACGGCAAAAGGUUGUGGACCUGGUUAUUCGUUGUUUAGAAGAUAAGGCUAGUAUAGUCCGUAAAAAUGCAAUUAAGUUAUUGACCAAAUUUAUUUCAACACAUCCAUAUGGUAUUAUGCAUGGAGGUGAAUUAUCUGCUAAAGAAUGGGAAGAACGUUUAAGAAAAGUUGAAGUGGAAUUGAAGGCAAUCCAACCUCCUCAAGAACUUGCAGAAAUUGGUGCUGAAGCUCUUGAUGAAGUUGAAACUGCUGAUGAAGAUAUCGAAAUGACAGAAGUGGCAGUGGCUCCACAUUUAUCAUCGUCCGAUGAGCUUGAGAAAUUGCAAAUGACGAAACGUUAUUAUGCAGAUGCUGUUCGAUUCAUACACCAAAUUUAUACGGCUAUACCAACAAUUUGCCAACUUCUUGCUUCUACCACAAAAACAGAAGUGAUUGAGGCUAUCGAAUUCUUUGAAACGGCACAAUUGUACAAAAUUGAAGAGGCCAGUGAAGGGAUUAAAAAGAUGUUACACUUAAUUUGGACAAAGGAUAAUAAUGAUGAGGGUAAAGGUAUCAGAAAACGCCUGAUCGAAGGUUAUCGAAAAUUAUAUAUUGAACCAGACAUUUCGCUAUCAGAAAAAGAGAAUGUGAAUAUAGUUACCAGAAAUUUGAUAAGUUUAACAUUUAAUGCUACACUCGCCGAAUUGACAUCCCUUGAACAACUUUUAAGUACGAUUAUGAAAGAAGAUGAUGUUAUAAGUGAUUAUGUUAUUAAUAAAUUAUGGUUAAUUUAUGCUUCGUCCACAAAAGAUAUUUCUAAAGAACAAAGAUGUGGUGCAAUCAUCGUUUUAAGUAUGCUUGCCAAAGCUAAGACGGAGAUUGUACAGGAAAAGAUCGAUUUACUUCUCAAGGUUGGACUUGGACAAUUUGGUAAAGCAGACUUGGUUUUAGCAAAAUAUACCUGUAUUGCCUUACAGCGUCUUUCCGGUGAUCAAAUCAAAGUUAAAGGGUCCUUGGCCAAUAAUUCAAACCGGAUAUCAAUAUCUCAUCAGAUUUUUCAUAAAUUAAAGCAAAUUAUCGAAUUACAGACCACCUCACAAGAAUGGUUUAGAGUAGCUGAGCAGGCAAUAAAUACAAUAUAUUUACUCGGCGACCAUCCGGAUGUUUUAUGUGGUGAUAUUAUUAAACGAAAAGUUUCUUUAGUUUUUGAUCUUAAAAUUCCUUGUGCUGAUGGUGAUAUGGAAAUUGAUGAAGGAGAGAACAUUCUUACGAAUCAAGAACCAUUCAUGACACAUCCACUCCAUUUAAGUCAACUUUUAUUUAUAGUUGGACAUGUGGCUAUUAAACAGAUUGUUCAUUUAGAAGUAAUUGAAGCAGAUUGGAAAAGGAAAAAAGAAAAUACUUUGUUAAUAUUACUUGCAUUAAUAUUUCUUACAUGGACUGAUAAAGAAAAGUCAGUCAAGAAUACUACUGUUGAAGAUGAAUUAGAUCAAGUAGUGGGAACUACCGAAGACGAGUUUGUAGAAGCAAUAGCGCAAAUUCGAGAAAAAGAACUAUUAUUCGGUCCAGAUUCGUUGUUAACAGUAUUCGGUCCUUUAAUUGUAAAUAUAUGUUCAAAUAAUAAGACUUAUAAUCAUCGAAAUUUACAAAUUGCUGCAACACUUGCCUUAGCAAAAUUAAUGUGCGUGAGUUCAGAGUUUUGUGAAAAUAACCUACAAUUACUUUUCACAAUUCUUGAAAGGUCAAAUGAACCUACAAUCCGUAGUAAUAUUAUUAUUGCUUUAGGUGACUUGACAGUGUGUUUUAAUAGUUUAAUUGAUCAAAAUAUUAAUUAUUUGUAUAAGCGCCUUGCGGAUCCAGAUAAUAUGGUCAAAAAAAAUACAUUAAUGGUACUCACCCAUUUAAUCCUUAACGGAAUGAUUAAGGUUAAGGGGUAUAUGUGGGAGGUGGCUAAAUGUUUGGAAGAUAAAGAACGGAGGAUUAGUGAUCUUGCAAAAUUAUUUUUCACUGAACUCGCAUCAAAAGACAAUUCAGUAUAUAACAAUUUACCUGAUAUAAUUAGCAAUUUUACUAGUGGGGAGAAUCCAGUCAAUGAAGAAUCAUUCAAGAAAAUUAUGAAAUUUUUGUUCGAUUUUAUUGAAAAGGAUAAACAAACAGAAAGUUUGAUUGAAAAGUUAUUUCAAAGGUUUGAUAAUCUUCAUGAUAAAAGGCAAUGGCGAGAUAUUGCUCAAUGUCUGUCUUUACUACCCUACAAAAAUGAAAAAUCCCUCAAGAAGUUGACUGAAUUAAUCACACAUUAUCAAAAUAAAUUACAAGAAAAUGAUGUGUACAAAUAUUUUACGGAUAUUGUAGCAAAGGCCAAAGUCACAUCGUAA
Funneliformis geosporum is the source of this 3579-nucleotide messenger RNA. Lineage: Eukaryota; Fungi; Glomeromycota; Glomeromycetes; Glomerales; Glomeraceae. The record is from the annotation of a GenBank genome assembly.